This is a messenger RNA of Oryza brachyantha (malo sina), 1559 nucleotides long. Its product is annotated as non-classical arabinogalactan protein 31-like. NCBI's taxonomy places the organism in Eukaryota, Viridiplantae, Streptophyta, Magnoliopsida, Poales, Poaceae. The record is from RefSeq and is a predicted model, not a curated record. The transcript has 3 exons. The coding region runs from base 1 to 1491 and encodes 496 amino acids.
AUGGCGGAUUCGGCAGCAAGAUGUGCUCUCCUGCUCCUCUUUGCCGUCGCACUCCUGGUGCCGGCAACCGCCGCCCCGAAGUCAUCGCCUCCUCCGUACAAGCGCUCUCCGCCGCCGCCGUAUCACCGUUCCCCGCCUCCGCCGCCCCACCACUCCCCGCCACCGCCGUACCACCGCUCGCCGCCUCCGUCCCAUCACUCGCCCCCGCCGCCUCCGUCCCAUCACUCGCCCCCACCUCCGUCACACCACUCUCCGCCGCCUCCGUCCCACCACUCGCCACGGCCACCGUACCACCGCUCGCCGCCUCCGUCCCAUCACUCGCCCCCGCCGCCGUCACACCGCUCUCCACCGCCUCCGUCCCAUCACUCGCCCCCGCCGCCGUCACACCACUCUCCACCGCCUCCGUCCCACCACUCGCCACCGCCACCGCGUUCAUCGCCUCCACCGCCCGUGCCCUCGUCACCACCGCCCCCUGUUUACUCGCCGCCGCCACCGGCGCCCUCGUCGUCACCACCACCACCAGUGGUGCCAUCGCCUCCUCCACCGGUGCCCUCGUCGCCGCCACCACCGGUAGUACCAGUGGCAUCGCCGCCUCCGCCAGCCAACGUUUACUGCGCCAACACGACGAGGUACCCCACCUGCAGCGCGCCGGCGUACUGCCCCAAGAGGUGCCCUCAGUCCUGCCACAUGGACUGCGCCACCUGCAAGCCCGUCUGCGAUUGCAGCCUGCCGGGAGCGGUGUGCCAGGAUCCACGGUUCAUCGGCGGCGACGGCAACACGUUCUACUUCCAUGGCCGCAGGGACGGCGACUUCUGCCUGCUCUCCGACGCCAACCUGCACAUCAACGCGCACUUCAUCGGCAACCACGUCCCGGACCUCAAGAGGGACCCGACCUGGGUGCAGGCGGUCGCCGUGCUGUUCUCCGGCCACCGCCUCUACGUCGGCGCGCGCAAGACGGCCGUGUGGGACGACGAGUCCGACCGCCUCGCCGUCGUCUUCGACGGCGAGCCCGUGCAGGUGCAGCCCGUCGCGAACGCCAGGUGGGAGUGGGGGUCCCUGUCGGUGACGCGGACCAAGGCGGCCAACGGCGUCCUCGUGGAGCUCGACGGCGUGUUCAAGAUCACGGCGAACGCUGUGCCGAUCACCAAGGAGGACUCGAGGAUCCACAGGUACGGGGUCACCGACGACGACUGCCUCGCGCAUCUGGACCUGGCGUUCAAGUUCUACUCCCUCACCGACGACGUCCACGGCGUGCUCGGGCAGACGUACAGGAGCAGCUACGUGAACCGGCUCGACGUGACGGCGAAGAUGCCCGUCAUGGGAGGCGAGAAGCAGUUCACCUCGUCGGCCCUGUUCGCCGCCGACUGCGCGGUUGCGAGGUUCGGACGCGCCGGCGGCGAUGCCGACGCCGUUGCCAUUGCCGCGGACGAGCUGAUCGACGUCAAGUGCUCCACCGGCCUCGACGGCGUUGGUGUGGUGUGCAAGAAGUAGAACAAUCGAUUUGCAGUCUUGCACCUUAAAGGUUGACGAGAAAUAAUAAGUGUGCACGAAUGUCUGCA